Messenger RNA from Prunus armeniaca (apricot), 216 nucleotides. The record is from the annotation of a GenBank genome assembly. NCBI's taxonomy places the organism in Eukaryota, Viridiplantae, Streptophyta, Magnoliopsida, Rosales, Rosaceae.
AUGGUUCGGAAGGCAAAAGACGGAUGGAAAAUGUGCCAAGACUAUACCAAUUUCAACAAAGCGUGCCCAAAGGACAGUUUCCAGUUAUCACGAAUCGAUCAGCUUGUUGACGCCACUGCUAGUCACGAGCUACUCAACUUCAUGGAUGCUUAUGCAUGCUACAACCAGAUUUUCAUAAUAGACAAAGGCUUGAAGAAUGCAGGGGCAACGUACUAG